AGGAAGUUCUCAACCACAGGAGGAGCUGAUGAUGAUUAAAGGAAGAGCUGUAACUAUAUAAUGAAGAGAAAGACUGACAGAAACAGAAAAUGUCUGAUCAGUGUGAUCUGUGUCUGCUGGGACUGAUCAUUCUCUCUUCACUUCUCACAGGUAUCAGUGGAGUGGAUUAUGCUCAUGUGUUCAUCAGUUCUGGUGAAAAUGUCCGUCUGCCCUGUAAUGCUCUUUCUGACUGUAAAUCAACUACAUGGAUCUAUAAUCGUUUCAGACAUUCAGCAGCAGUUGGACUGAUUGAAUUAGGGAAAAAGAAGAAAGACACAGAGAGACAUGAGAGACUGAGUCUGGGGUCUGACUGCUCUCUGAACAUCAAGAACGUCACAGAAGAAGAUUAUGGAUUAUACACUUGCCAACAAUUUGUGAAUUGGCAGAAACAAGGACCUGAUGCAGGUGUUUAUCUGCAUGUUCUUCAUGUUUCAGUGUCUCCAUCAUCAUCAUCAUCAUCAUCCUCACAGACUGAGAUCAGUCCAGGUCGCUCUGUGACUCUCUCCUGUCAGUUGUAUUCAUAUACUGGAUCCCUCUGUGAUGAUUGGGUUUAUUAUAAUGAGGGACUUCAUCUGUUGUGGGUGAAUCAGGCUGGUGUUGAUCUGAAGACAGACUCCAGAUAUCAGAUAUUAUUCUCAUCAGAUCACUGUAUCAUCACUCUGACUACAACACUCCUGAAUGAAGAUGACAACAGAGAGUGGAGAUGUCAGCUUACUCUCAGAAAUCAACUCCAGACCUCAGUCAGAUACACUGUCAAGUAUUCAGCACUGAUUCCAGUCAGCAGCUCAAACUCUGAGAAGAAAUCAAGCCAAACUACAGCAGCAGCUCCUACACAAGAGAAUCAGAAGUCAUUAAAUACUCCAAACUCUGAGAGGACAGCAGCUGCACAAACACCUGGAUUUACUGAACAACAAGUUGUACCAUCAACUACAGCAUCAACACUGACUCCAACUUCUCUAGUGAUUGUGAUUGUUGUCGCUUCAUUCGCUGUUCUCCUUCCUGCUCUUAUUCUCUGGAUGAUUCGCAGAAAAAGAGACGAUAACAGAAGAGGAACUGAUGACUCUGAGGAUCAUCAAACACGACCUGUCUAUCCAACAGGACAGAACACUCUUCUUCAACAGGAGCAGACGGAUGAUCAUGUGACUUAUUCUGAGGUCACUGCGUACAGUAAAAACCAAGAGCAAAAGAAGAAGGUUCGCUGUGAUGAUAAAGUGACUUAUGCUUCCAUCAGAGGAGCAAAAGCUGGAUCUCAGGAAAACUGCAGUGAACUUUAUGCCUCUGUGAACAAGAACCAUCACAAAUCAGUCAAAUAAUGACACAAAAACCACAUGAGCAGAAGAAUAUGAAUCUAAUAGAACUGAGUCCUAAUGGUGUCAUUCAGUGCCAUUAUAAAUACUUUCAAUGUCUUUUACAUGUUCACAAACAAACCCAAGUGAUGCUCUGAUUUAUUUGUAGUUAUUGCUUAUUUUUCUCAGUUCAGCAUGUUUUUUGUAUAGUUUCUGUCUGCUUGUUGAUCAGUUAAUGCUAGUGUCUUUAUUAUUCAUUCAGAGCUGCAGGUUUGGACAAAGUCUAGAAAAUGACGACACUUUUACUCUCUUAUAUCAUUCUCAUUAAAUGUCAAAUAAAUGGUGAAAUUAUAACAGCAUUUUUAAAAUUCUGAAUUAACAGCACUUUCAAAUAAAUAUUCUUCAAAGUUUUA
This is a messenger RNA of Megalobrama amblycephala (Wuchang bream), 1738 nucleotides long. RefSeq lists its product as uncharacterized. The coding region runs from base 90 to 1352 and encodes 420 amino acids. Gene Ontology annotation, molecular function: protein tyrosine kinase binding; MHC class II protein binding. The record is from RefSeq and is a predicted model, not a curated record. The transcript has 11 exons. Gene Ontology annotation, cellular component: membrane raft; external side of plasma membrane. Gene Ontology annotation, biological process: interleukin-15-mediated signaling pathway; T cell activation; positive regulation of ERK1 and ERK2 cascade. NCBI's taxonomy places the organism in Eukaryota, Metazoa, Chordata, Actinopteri, Cypriniformes, Xenocyprididae.